AUGCGACACUUCCUUCCCUACCCUGCCAUAAGGCCUGUAGGACAGCCAGAUCUUCUUGGGCUCUUCCUGCAAGGCCAGAGGACCAAGCUUUCCCUCUCUCACAAGUAUUCACUUGAUCUUGGCCUUUUGGCAAGCAACACUUACCCCAAUAAAAAGGCCUGCAGGAGGGCCGGAUCUGCGCAGUCCCACUCCCACGACAAGGAGGGGAACCACUGUAACCAUGAGGAAGAGAUGGGGAGCAAUAAAGUAUCCACCAUCUGUCCUACCAAAAAAGCCGGUGUCCUGUUUCACUGCAGCAGUGCGUUCAAUCCAUUAUUACUUCUCGAUGUUCUGAAGAUUGUCCUUCUGGCUACAGACGAGUUUUGCACAAAGGGAAACACAACUGUUGCUUUGACUGCGUCCCGUGCUCAGAAGGAGAUCUCCAACACAACAGAUGGAGAGUCUUGCCAGAAGUGCCCAGAAAACCAGUGUCCAAAUGAGAAGAAGGACACUUGUGUUCUGAAACCCACUGAAUUUUUAUCCUUCAAAGACAAUUUGAUUGCAUUGGUUUUUAGUACUAUAUCAGUUCUUAUGUCUGUUGUAACCUCCAUUAUCUUGGUUAUAUUUAUUUUGUACCGGGACACCCCAAUUGUUAGAGCUAAUAAUAUGAACCUCAGUUUUGUUCUCCUGGUGUCCAUCAUCCUGAGCUUCCUCUGUGUGUUUCUGUUCCUCGGUCGCCCUAGCGUCUCUACCUGCAUGAUGCGACAAACUGCUUUUGGGAUCCUCUUCUCGGUAGCUGUGUCUUCUCUGUUGGCCAAGACCAUCAUGGUCUGCAUCGCUUUCAAAGCCACCAAACCCAGCAGCAGGUGGAGAAAAUAUAUUGGAGUCAAAUUACCCAAUUAUGUUGUGUUUAUCUGUUCAUUUAUUCAGGUUGUCAUUUGCAUCUGCUGGUUGUCUAUUUCCCCUCCAUACCAGGAAAUGAACACUCACUCCUACCCUGGAAAGAUCAUUAUUCAGUGUAAUGAGGGGUCAGUAGUUGCUUUUUACACUGUUCUGGGGUACAUGGGCUUCCUGGCAGCUGUGAGUUUCAUAGUUGCUUUCCUGGCCAGGAAAUUACCAGACAGUUUUAAUGAAGCCAAAUACAUCACUUUCAGCAUGCUGAUCUUCUGUAACGUCUGGAUCUCUUUUAUCCCGGCUUAUAUGAGCGUUAUUGGCAAAAACACAGUGAUUGUUGAGAUUUUUGCAAUAUUAGCUUCUAGCACUGGAAUUCUGUGCUCUAUAUUUUUCCCAAAAUGUUUUAUAAUUUUGUUGAAUCCAAGCAUGAACACAAAAGGACGAUUACUAAAAUCAGGAUUUUAA
Molecule: messenger RNA, 1338 nt
Organism: Spea bombifrons (plains spadefoot toad)
Lineage: Eukaryota; Metazoa; Chordata; Amphibia; Anura; Pelobatidae
Product: vomeronasal type-2 receptor 26-like
Exons: 5
Coding region: 1-1338 (445 amino acids)
Biological process (GO): G protein-coupled receptor signaling pathway
Cellular component (GO): membrane
Molecular function (GO): G protein-coupled receptor activity
Source: RefSeq, a predicted model, not a curated record